Vicia villosa (hairy vetch) is the source of this 684-nucleotide messenger RNA. Its product is annotated as extensin-like. NCBI's taxonomy places the organism in Eukaryota, Viridiplantae, Streptophyta, Magnoliopsida, Fabales, Fabaceae. The record is from RefSeq and is a predicted model, not a curated record. The coding region runs from base 1 to 684 and encodes 227 amino acids. The transcript has 2 exons.
AUGACUCACGGUCCGGACAGGGACAUACAUGGUAGGACAGCACAACACGCAUCCGUUCAGCGAGAACGAACGUUGCGCACAGUAUCUCAGGUGACCGAUGGAGCUGCGGUUGUACCUGAUCCACCUUUUACUUCUACAUCCAACACACCUGCUACAGCCGGGCCCAUUCUUUCACCUGCAUCAGCUAGGCCUACUCCAUCACCCGCUCCAGUCGGGCCCAUUCGUUCACCUGCAUCAGUCAGGCCCAUUCCAUCACCCGCUUCAGCCGGGCCCAUUCUAUCACGUGCUUUAGCCAGGCCCACUCCAUCACCCGCUCCAACCGGGCUUUCUAAGUCUACUACUCCAUCACGGAGACCUCAGGAUGAUCCUAAGGGUAUUUCUACAUCAGAGUUGCCACCAUCCUCGCGCAGACCUCAUCGGGGCAUUGCUUCUUCUGCCGGGCCACCUCCGGAGGUACACGAGGAUGAUCCGCGGGGGCCAAUGCUUGUGCCAGAACCCGUUUGGUACCCUGGUGGACUCGUAGACACCUCUCUACUUACUGGAUAUGAUGAUCAUGCUGCAAGACGUAUAUGGGAUGGAGAUAGCAGGGCUCCCAGAGGUUCUACAACCAUGGGCGGAAGAUUAGGGAUCUCGUGCAGCCUGACCAGCCAUGAUUUUAGGAGGUACUGGCAGCUUCAGGCUUGA